AUGUUCAAAGCAUUUUCAAUCCUGGCACUGCUCUCUCUAAGCGCAGUGAACGGCGUUCAACUAUCCCAUGGCCAACGUCACGUUUCUCCUCAUCAUCACGGAGGCAUUGAUCAAAACAGCAGUGGCUUGAUCAAAAAUGAUGCUUUAUCUUACUCUAGCUUAUCUCGUCGCGAUGAUUACGCUUGUGGGCCAGGAAGUCUUGGGAACUGUGGUUAUGGGCCAUUAUAUUGUGGCGAUGGCUGCUCCAGUAAUUGCGAUGCGGCGGCGGAAUGCGGUCAGCAUGCCAAAACGCCCGGAAAAACUUGUCCGCUGAACACAUGGUAUCUUACUUCCGUAGUGAUCGGAUACUGGGAAGCCUGGAACGCUAGGUCUAGCUGCCAUAACACUCAAGCUUCGGAUCUUCCCCUUCAAGCUCUCACACACGUCAACUACGCCUUCGCCUAUAUUGAUCCAAAUACCUUCGAGAUUACGACUAUGGAUCCUCAAACGCCAAUUAGCACGUUCCAAGACAUAGUAUCGCUGAAAGACCUCAAACCCGAUCUCAAAGUGUUUGUCAGCAUUGGAGGCUGGACCUUUUCAGACAAUGAUACAGCUACACAACCCGUGUUUGGUAACAUCGCUCGUUCUGAGAAUAAUCGACAAAGGUUCGCCAACAAGCUGCUCAAAUUCAUGAAUGGAUAUGGGUUUGAUGGAGUUGAUCUAGAUUGGGAAUACCCUGGUGCACCUGAUCGUGGUGGCAAGCCUGAUGAUACGGUGAACUAUGUCAGCCUUAUGAAAACAUUGAAAUCAACCUUUGAUAGAUCAGGGCGGGACUUAGAGUUAACGUUUACCGCACCAUCCUCAUUUUGGUAUCUUCGUUGGUUUGACCUUCCAGGAAUGAUGAAGUACGCCGACUGGGUCAACCUGAUGAGUUAUGAUCUCCACGGUGUCUGGGACAAGGCCAAUCCAAUUGGGCCCAUAGUACAAGCACAUACAAAUCUUACGGAGAUCAAACUAGCUGCUGAGCUUUUCUGGCGCGUUAACAUUCCCCCAUCGAAAAUAGCUUUAGGUUAUGGCUUCUAUGGCAGGGCGUUCACACUUGCCGAUCCAAAUUGCAAGACGCCUGGUUGCCCAUUCAGUGGCGGUGCGAAGAAAGGUCCAUGCACAGGAACUAGUGGCUAUCUUGCACACUAUGAGAUUCAAGACAUUCUGGACAAGAACAAAAAGCGAGAUUUGACAGUUGUGCAUGACAAAAAAGCAGCUGUCAAGUAUAUUACCUGGGACAACGAUCAGUGGAUAUCCUACGAUGAUGCGGAUACAUUCAAGCAGAAGCAAGACUGGGCGAACAGUGUUGGCUUUUCUGGGUCGCUUAUAUGGGCAUCAGAUCUCGACGAUUACAACCAUUCGGCACACACAGCAUUCACUGGGAUUAAGGAUCUAGGAUCACGGAAAGAACUUAAAAAGGUGUACGAUUUGAAAGAGUAUGUUGAGACUGUAGAUUCUUUCCUGGGUCAAGGAUGCAAAUUUUUCAAAACCGUCGUUCCCAAUGUGAACAGUCAUGACUGUGGCAAAGAUAUGGAAUUGGUAGCUUAUGAUACGCAUGGCUGUAAGGGGAACAAGAAACACAAAGAUUGGCAAUGCGGGUGGCCAAUGUGCUGUCCCAAAACAGCAAGCAUGAAGGACAAGUGCAUGUGGCGUGGCAGCGGUGGAGAUUGCAAUGGACAGUGCCAUGCCAAUGAGGUCAAAAUUGGCGGCUCUUCAUGGGGUGGAUAUCCAGGUGAAGGCAAGACUGGUAGGUGCAGCCGAGGAGGUAAGGCCCUUUGUUGUAAUGUUCAAGUCGAAGCUAUCAAUGAGGGUUGUUACUGGACGAAAGGAUGCGAUAACAAAAAAUGUGCGUCUGAUGAAGUAGCUGUAGCCCACGCAUUUAGUAUCAACAACAGCCACAAAUGCGUGAAAGAACUUCCGCCUUUGAGGCAUACGUGCAGAUGGGUUGGCAAGGGGGAUUGUGCAAAGAAUACGUGUGACCGAGGGGAAGUAACCUUGGCGACUGACCGCUUUGGAGACAAUGACGAUUCCUGCAAUUGGUGGCGUUCGAAGGCACUCUGCUGUAAACCGAAUCAGGAUUCUCUGAACACACCCAUUUGUGAUGCCGACCUCUGCGCAGAUAAUGACUGCGAAGAUCCCGACGAAUGGCUCACAGAGCGUUCUAUUGACGGAACUGGUCAUCAUAUCGACAAACGCGUGAGGUCAUCACUUCGACGUUAUCUUACAAUCGACGAUAUCAAGCUAGCCUUGACAAGUGCUCCCCAUCCAAAUGGCUUUGGGGAGCUUUUCAAAGGAGCCGGAGUGAAUACAUUGUCGAUAAAAGGCGGAUUCAUGUGGGAUAGCACAUCGUGUAGAAACCUUGGGGCAAAAUUUGUAGCCGCCGGAAAUAUCCCGCAACAUCUUCUCACUUGGAGUGGAAGCGGCAACAGAUGGAACGUAGAGCACUAUCGCGAGUUCAAAAACCUCGAUAACCUGCUCGUGACGGCUGCGACUGGUGUCCUAUUAACGGGAAACAAAUUGAAGGCAGCCAAGAUGAAGAUGACAGACAUAUCCAAGGCCUGGAAUGCGCAAUAUCCCGCCAGCGCCGUUCUCACAAAUCUAGGACAAGCGUUUGUUACUGGUGUGAAAGGCUACGGCACCCCUGACCGCUAUGGCAAUGACUGGAAUAAGCUUACAACGCCGAAUAUGAGAUUUCACACCGUCCUCGGAUCUGUUGCUUACCGCUACUCCCUAACCUUUGUUCCUAACGAUAUAAAUAGGUUCAAAGCUGCCCUGCUAGCAACAGGAAAGACGCUCAUAAGCAGUGACAAAUUCAGCGAAACGAUUGCCAUAGCAGCUGGGACGGAUAUACAAGCCGCAACUAAGGCCGUUAAUGAACUUCUUACUGCACUUCAAAGGGUUUACGUUACUGUCGCUUUCUAUAACGAUGCCUUUCUUGGACCAUACUUCGACAAAGCAAACAGUGAUAUGUAUGCUCUUGCGAAUGAAAUGGCUGAGCACUUUCCUGGGUGGGAAAGUUUUCCGGCGAUUAUGAAGGAAUUUGACGACGAUGUCCAGAAAUUUGCAACCAAUAAUGCCCAAAAGUUCAUGCUUGCGCGCGCAGGGGCGAUUCUCGACUAUUUCAAGGAUGUGGACCUCUCAACUUCCGCAGAACACGUUGUUCAUCUUGUCAAUAUCGCGAAGUAUUAUAUAGAACAGAAGGACAAGCUGAAGUUCGCCGGCACCAGCGUCUGA
Molecule: messenger RNA, 3258 nt
Organism: Aaosphaeria arxii CBS 175.79
Lineage: Eukaryota; Fungi; Ascomycota; Dothideomycetes; Pleosporales
Product: glycoside hydrolase family 18 protein
Exons: 14
Coding region: 1-3258 (1085 amino acids)
Biological process (GO): carbohydrate metabolic process
Molecular function (GO): hydrolase activity, hydrolyzing O-glycosyl compounds; chitin binding
Source: RefSeq, a predicted model, not a curated record